AUGGCGCUCAUUGUCGACAAGCACCGGCCCAGAAGUCUAGAUGCUUUGACAUAUCAUGAUGAAUUGUCUGAUCGACUCCGUUCUUUGGCUCAAUCAGGCGACUUCCCCCACCUCCUCUUCUACGGCCCUUCCGGAGCAGGCAAAAAGACUCGCAUCGUCGCGACGCUCAAAGAGCUGUACGGCCCCGGUGUGGAAAAGAUCAAGAUUGAUGCGCGGGUCUUCCAGACGAGCUCGAACAGGAAGCUCGAGUUUAACAUCGUCGCGAGCGUGUACCACCUCGAGAUCACGCCGUCGGACGUGGGGAAUUAUGACAGGGUGGUGAUUCAGGACUUGCUGAAGGAGGUGGCGCAGACGCAGCAGGUUGAUCAGAGCGCGAGGCAAAGGUUCAAGGUUGUGGUGAUUAAUGAGGCGGAUCACUUGACAAGGGACGCGCAGGCUGCGCUGAGGAGGACGAUGGAGAAGUAUAGUCCCAAUUUGAGACUGAUCUUGGUUGGGGAGAGCACGGCGGGAAUUAUUGCUCCGAUUAGGAGUCGGUGUUUGCUUGUUAGGGUUGCGAGGCCGACGGUGGGGGAGGUGGAGGGGGUGUUGAGGGGGAGUUGUGAGAGGGAGGGGUGGGAGGUGAGGGAGGGGUUGGUGGGGAGGGUUGCGAGGGAGAGCGGGAGGAAUUUGAGGAGGGCGUUGUUGAUGUUGGAGGGGGUUUAUGCGCAGAAUGAGAAAGUGACGGACGACACACCGAUCCCGCCCCCGGAUUGGGAGGGACUGAUUGAGCAGAUUGCGCAGGAGAUCAUGGCUGAGCAUACCUCCGCGAGGAUCCUGCAGGUGAGGAGCAAGCUUUAUGACUUGCUGACGCACUGCAUCCCGCCGACGACCAUCUUGAAGACGUUGACGUUUAAGCUGAUGCCGCUGAUUGAUGAUGAUUUGAAGCCGGAGGUGAUCAAGUGGAGUGCGUUUUAUGAGCACAGGAUAAAGACGGGGACAAAGGUGAUUUUUCACUUGGAGGCGUUUGUGGCCAAGUUUAUGAGGAUAUUGGAGAUGUAUUUGAUGAGUAUGGAUAUGUAGGGGGGGGGUGAUGCAGGGAAGAGGACAAGAGCAGAGGGAGUUUGGCGUUUUAGGAGUGUAUAAUUGGGGCAUGCCUGAGCUCAGAGACAGCCAGGCAGUCAGUUUACAAGUUAAUACUCAUUUGGAGCAUCUUUGAGAUACGUUGCUGGUGGUGUUGUGAUAGCUGAUGGAGGUGAGGCUUUAAGAUCCAAGGAGGCAUUCGAUAACAUAAUAUUGA
Podospora bellae-mahoneyi is the source of this 1276-nucleotide messenger RNA. It is a transcript of the gene RFC5, whose product is annotated as Replication factor C (RF-C) subunit. The coding region runs from base 1 to 1059 and encodes 352 amino acids. Lineage: Eukaryota; Fungi; Ascomycota; Sordariomycetes; Sordariales; Podosporaceae. Gene Ontology annotation, cellular component: Rad17 RFC-like complex; DNA replication factor C complex; Ctf18 RFC-like complex. The transcript has 3 exons. The record is from RefSeq and is a predicted model, not a curated record. Gene Ontology annotation, biological process: DNA repair; DNA-templated DNA replication. Gene Ontology annotation, molecular function: ATP hydrolysis activity; DNA binding; DNA clamp loader activity.